CAGAAUCUAGCCAAUAAGAUAACAUAUUUAAAUAAGGCGCUCUAUAACUCCGAGGAGCGGUAGUAAUUUCAUCAACGAUCCCAAAGUAAAGAUAGACUUUCAGGAAAUGAUUAAUUUCCCAAGCCCCAAAAACUUUUCGAAGGAGGGGAGUCCCCAGCCUGGUGAUUCACCAAGCAUCGUUGCCCCACCUAGAAACUUGAGAACACAUCAGCUUCAGAACGCAUGGACCCUGUGGCGCAUCGACCAAGGUAAAAACCAGUCGUGGGAGAACAUGCUUCGCAGCCUUGGCAGCUUUAGCACCGUCGAGGACUUUUGGAGCCUAUACUGGCGCAUUGAGCCGCCUUCAAAGUUAAAAAAUGGUUCUGAUUAUUUCCUGUUCAAGAGUAACAUUCAGCCCAUGUGGGAGGAUCCGGCAAACAAGGAGGGUGGUAGGUGGUUAAUCGCCCUCCAGAAGGGCUCUACAAAUCUGGACGCAGCUUGGCUAGAUAUGCUGCUCUGCCUGAUUGGCGAGGUCUCUGAUCACUCGGAUCAAAUCUGUGGAGGUGUCGUUAGGAUCCGAAAAAAGGGAGAUAAGAUUUCCCUCUGGACCAAUAAUGGCAAGGACGAGGAGGCCGUCCUGGAGAUCGGCCAUAAAAUACGUCAGGUCGUUAGUCUCGAAUUCAAUCAACGGAUUCAGUACCAAGAGCACAUGAAAGAGGCUAUUGGCUCCGGACUGAUGCACUUUUUGUAGGCCGUGGGUUCCUUAGAUUUUUGUUAACUUUUUUUGUUUAUAUAUAUUAACAUUUUUCGAUCUCUGGGCCACCAAAAAAAAUUACCUUCAAAAGAAUACCAAAUACCAAUAUACCAAAAUUUGUUAAAUAUAUUUUCGAAAUAAAAUAAAUUUCAAACUAUUACUGUGCUUC
Molecule: messenger RNA, 902 nt
Organism: Drosophila ficusphila
Lineage: Eukaryota; Metazoa; Arthropoda; Insecta; Diptera; Drosophilidae
Gene: eIF4E6
Product: eukaryotic translation initiation factor 4E1
Exons: 1
Coding region: 107-730 (207 amino acids)
Biological process (GO): translational initiation
Cellular component (GO): cytoplasm; eukaryotic translation initiation factor 4F complex
Molecular function (GO): RNA 7-methylguanosine cap binding; translation initiation factor activity
Source: RefSeq, a predicted model, not a curated record